This is a messenger RNA of Scaptodrosophila lebanonensis, 1631 nucleotides long. RefSeq names its product actin-87E. Gene Ontology annotation, biological process: mitotic cytokinesis. The record is from RefSeq and is a predicted model, not a curated record. The transcript is spliced from 2 exons. NCBI's taxonomy places the organism in Eukaryota, Metazoa, Arthropoda, Insecta, Diptera, Drosophilidae. Bases 155 to 1285 code for a protein of 376 amino acids.
GUGUGUACGUUUGGAAAAUCUGCCUUUGGGAAAUGGUAUAAAUAUUAGCGCACUGCAGUCCAAACGGACACUCGCAGUUCUACAGCGAAAGUGUUGCUAUUAGAUUUCUAGUUUUUCUUUGACUCUCAAACGUUAAAAACAAACAGCCACCAAUAUGUGUGAUGAUGAGGUUGCUGCAUUAGUCGUUGACAACGGCUCCGGCAUGUGCAAGGCCGGAUUUGCUGGAGAUGACGCCCCCCGCGCUGUCUUCCCCUCAAUUGUGGGUCGUCCUCGCCAUCAGGGCGUGAUGGUUGGCAUGGGUCAAAAGGACUCGUAUGUGGGCGAUGAGGCGCAGUCCAAGAGAGGUAUCCUCACGCUGAAGUAUCCCAUUGAGCACGGUAUCAUUACCAACUGGGAUGAUAUGGAGAAGAUCUGGCAUCACACUUUCUACAAUGAAUUGCGUGUCGCACCCGAGGAGCACCCAGUUCUGCUGACCGAAGCCCCCCUGAAUCCCAAGGCCAAUCGUGAAAAGAUGACCCAGAUCAUGUUUGAGACCUUCAACGCGCCCGCCAUGUACGUGGCUAUUCAGGCAGUGCUAUCCCUCUACGCAUCCGGUCGUACCACUGGUAUUGUAUUGGACUCUGGAGAUGGUGUCUCCCAUACCGUGCCAAUCUAUGAAGGUUAUGCUCUGCCCCAUGCCAUUCUCCGUCUGGAUUUAGCAGGCCGCGAUUUGACCGACUACCUGAUGAAGAUCCUCACAGAGCGUGGUUACUCCUUCACUACUACCGCUGAGCGUGAAAUCGUGCGCGACAUCAAGGAAAAGCUCUGCUAUGUUGCCCUGGACUUUGAGCAGGAAAUGGCCACAGCUGCUGCCUCCACCUCAUUGGAAAAGUCGUACGAGUUGCCUGAUGGCCAGGUCAUCACUAUUGGCAACGAGCGUUUCCGUUGUCCCGAAUCCCUGUUCCAGCCCUCUUUCUUGGGUAUGGAAUCGUGCGGUAUUCACGAGACCGUCUACAACUCCAUCAUGAAGUGCGAUGUGGAUAUCCGUAAGGAUUUGUAUGCCAACAUUGUCAUGUCCGGCGGCACCACCAUGUAUCCAGGUAUUGCUGACCGCAUGCAGAAGGAAAUUACCGCUCUGGCUCCCUCUACCAUCAAGAUCAAGAUCAUUGCGCCACCUGAGCGCAAAUACUCCGUCUGGAUCGGUGGCUCCAUCCUGGCCUCCCUGUCCACCUUCCAGCAGAUGUGGAUCUCUAAGCAGGAGUACGAUGAGUCCGGCCCCGGCAUUGUGCACCGCAAGUGCUUCUAAACAUAGUCAUAGUCUGACUCCGACCCGUAGGCGCCGCCGCAGAGGCGCCUGAAGCGCAUUAGAACUUAAUACGGAUUAAUUUUAAUAAUCUUCUUAAAAUUUAAGUUAAACCUCUUGCUGCCCUGCCAAUCAGCCAACCCGUCAAUUAACCAAUCGUUCAAUCGAUCAACCGACCAAUCGGCUGCAAGCACUUAAUUGUAUUAUACAUCUAUACAUAUAUAUGUAUAUAAUUAAUAUUUAUAAUUGAGAAUUAGGAAUUGGAACUGUCGCAAAUGACGAUGAAAGGAAAAGCAUGCAAAAUUAUACAGUCUGAAAAAUAAAUACAUAGCAUCCAAAUAACAUUACA